GAUCUGCCCUCGCGACCGAAGCCGGCGCGCGACGCGCGGAGCAUAUUCGCCGGGCGUAAGGAGGGGCAAAUCGGUCAACAGACCCCCUGGUCGUGAUCUUCCAUGCUCUCCUCUCCGGCGGCAGCGUCUCCAUCUUCCUCCCUCCAAUAUUGACUUUCUCUCUCUUUCUUCUCUCUCUAGCUCUCUCCGUCAUUCAAAUGCUGCCAUUUCCGCGAUCGCUCGGCUCCACCGUCGCUCGCCAAACCCUAGAACCCCUCGCCGGCAAACCUCGAUCGGCCUUCCUCCCCCGAUUCGCGGCGGCGACGGUGACGGCGAAGAUGAUGCGCGAGUAGUUUCGUUGUUCGGAGGAGGUGCUGCUGCUGCUGCUGUUGCUAUUAUUGUUGGUGUUGGUGGUGUUGUUGUUGCGGCGAUCAUGGCGAUGGAGACGGCGAUUCUGGAGGUUCUGAUACCCUCGUGGUGGGAGGUCCAGGUCACGGUGGCCACCGCGGUGUUCGUGACGCUGGCGUACUGGUUCUUCACGUCCGGGGCCGACGGGAGCCCCGACUUGCCCGUCGAGAGUUCGGCCGCCGCUUCCGGGGACGACAACGGCAAGAUGGCUCUUUCGAAGGGAGAUUCUAAUAGCAAUUCUGCCUAUGAAAUUAAGGUGGAAUUGUUAGCUGCUAAAAAUCUUAUUGGUGCAAAUCUGAAUGGCACUUCAGAUCCAUAUGCUAUCAUAACCUGUGGUACAGAAAAGCGAUUCAGCUCAAUGGUGCAGGGUUCUAGGAAUCCCAUGUGGGGAGAGGAGUUCAAUUUUUCUGUAGAUGAGCUUCCUAUUGAGACAGCAGGAGGUUUGGGGCACUAUGGCACUCCAACAGGCAGUGCUGGGAUUCAAACCAUUAAAAGUCAGUUUGACAAUUUCUUUCUUUCUCCUCUUAAGAUUAAUGUGACCAUAUAUGAUUGGGAUAUAAUUUGGAAAAGUGCUGUUCUUGGUUCAGUGACUGUACCAGUUGAAAGUGAAGGUCAAACUGGCGCUGAAUGGUAUCCUCUGGAUAGCUCGUCAGGGCAGGUUUGUCUUCAUAUUAAAACAACAAAGUUACCUGUAAAUUCGACAAGGGGCAUAAAUGGAUAUUCUGGACCUGCUCGUAGGAGAAAAUCCCUAGAUAAGCAAGGACCAACAGUGGUUCACCAGAAGCCUGGCCCCUUGCAAACAAUAUUUAAUCUCCUUCCAGACGAGGUUGCUGACCAUAGUUAUUCAUGUGCCCUUGAGAGAUCAUUCUUAUAUCAUGGUCGAAUGUAUGUUUCAGCAUGGCACAUUUGCUUUCACUCUAAUGUCUUUUCAAAGCAAAUGAAGGUGGUUGUACCAUUUCAAGAUAUUGAUGAGAUAAAAAGGAGCCAGCAUGCAUUUAUCAACCCUGCUAUAACGAUUAUUCUCCGCAUGGGUGCGGGUGGACAUGGUGUACCUCCUUUGGGAAGUCCUGAUGGUAGAGUUAGAUAUAAGUUCGCAUCAUUUUGGAACAGGAACCAUGCAUUGAGAGCUCUACAGCGUUCAUUAAGCAACUUCCAUGCAAUGUUGGAAGCUGAAAAGAAGGAAAAGGUUGAGUCAGAAUUACGAGCUCAUAGUAGCUCUGUGAGGGGUAGUAGAAGGUCUCUCAAGAUUCCUGAAGAUAGUGUAAUCAAGACUGGAAAGCUUCAACCUUUCAUUAAAGAAGAAGUUUUAGUUGAAAUAUACAAAGGCACCUUCCCUUGCUCAGCGGAAAAAGUCUUUAAUGUACUUUUGAGUGACGAUUCGAAGUAUAUAAACGAGUACCGUUCAGCAAGAAAGGAUACUAAUCUUGUCAUGGGCCAAUGGCAUGCUGCUGACGAAUAUGACGGUCAAGUGAGGGAGAUUACCUUUAGAUCUCUUUGUAGCAGUCCAAUGUGCCCACCUGACACGGCCAUGACAGAGUAUCAGCAUGCUGUUUUAUCACCAGAUAAGAAAACUCUGGUGUUCGAGACAGUCCAGCAGGCACAUGAUGUCCCUUUUGGAUCCUACUUUGAGGUUCACUGUAGGUGGCAUUUGGAAACGAAUGAUGAAAGCUCAUGUACCCUUGUUAUUAAAGUUGGUGCCCAUUUUAAGAAAUGGUGUAUAAUGCAAUCCAAAAUCAGGUCGGGGGCUAUCGAUGAGUACAAGAAAGAGGUAGAGUUGAUGUUAGAUGUGGCCACCUCCUAUGUCAAGUCAAAUGCCGGCAAGACCAAUGAGAGUGCUUCAUCUGCCACCAUGACCGAAGGCAGCAGCUAGUAUUGCACAAUGUCUGAACCUGCAUGUACCAUUCAGUCUGUACUUGUACCAUGAGAUUAAUAGAAACGGUUUUGCCACUUUUUUUUUUUCCAAAGCAGAUGUAGGUUCUGAUGUCCAACGCCACUUCACCCUAUCUCUUUUUGGGGAGAACUAGAGGUGUAUGUUGUGUGUACUUUGUCAUAUCACCUGUCAAGCAAGGUGCAAGAUACAGCCAUUAAAGGCGAUUACAAAGAAAAGACGGCUUGGGAUGAGGAUGGUUCGCCUUGUUUAUGUGUUUGUUACUUAUAUGAUGGAAAAUAGAAAAUUUGUGGUAAGAUGUUCUUCAA
This is a messenger RNA of Eucalyptus grandis, 2583 nucleotides long. RefSeq names its product BAG-associated GRAM protein 1. Bases 413 to 2257 code for a protein of 614 amino acids. NCBI's taxonomy places the organism in Eukaryota, Viridiplantae, Streptophyta, Magnoliopsida, Myrtales, Myrtaceae. The record is from RefSeq and is a predicted model, not a curated record. The transcript has 20 exons.